This is a messenger RNA of Scomber japonicus (chub mackerel), 2410 nucleotides long. RefSeq names its product carboxypeptidase Z (gene cpz). Lineage: Eukaryota; Metazoa; Chordata; Actinopteri; Scombriformes; Scombridae. Gene Ontology annotation, biological process: proteolysis. Bases 173 to 2173 code for a protein of 666 amino acids. The transcript has 13 exons. Gene Ontology annotation, molecular function: metallocarboxypeptidase activity; zinc ion binding; protein binding. The record is from RefSeq and is a predicted model, not a curated record.
GCGCCUUGGUGUUUUUCGGGUCAGGGAUGCUCCGUGCAGACAAAGGACUGAGAUUUCCGUGCUGUGGGUGGUAAUUAUCAUCCAGCCCAGGGAGCAGAAAAACUUGCAGCUUCAACUACACACUGCCACAUCACGCACCGCCGCUGUCAAGCUACCUACAGCUCUAAAAAACAUGCAUUUAGGACUUUUGGUGUUGUUUCUUUCGUUGGGGAAAAGUUGUUGGUGCGCCCCGCAGCAGACUUGUCACCCAGGAGACGAGUUUUUAGGAAGAUGCAGCAACAGCGUGGUUGAAGAAAAACCUACCUGCACAGAGAUGAACCUGGGCUACUGUAAUGAUAUGGAAUACUCUAGAACAAUAUUCCCCAACAUCCUUGGCCACCGGACUCGUAUGGAAGCUGAAUCAGGGGCAGAGUACCUCCUCCUGAGUGUCAUCCAUGGCCUGCUUAAUGGGGAGUGCUCCCCUGAAAUACGCCUAGUGGGUUGCUCGGUGCUUGCCUCGCCCUGCCAGGAUGACAAGAUGAUCAGGCCCUGCCGCACCACAUGUGAGGCCUUGCGGCGAGACUGCGUCCACGCCUUUGAGGCCAUUGAAAUGGCCUGGCCCUACUUUCUCGACUGUGACCGCUUCUUUGCCAGCGACCAAGAGGGCUGCUUUGACCCACUGGCAGGAAUGAAAGCCAGACAGGAGCUGGCAUUGUCCAGCCUUUCUCCUGAAGAACCCAGCACUAUCAUCCAGUUCACCUACACCUCCAAUGCUCAGAUGUACAGCUUAUUGAAGAGAACAGCAGCCAAGUGCUCCCAUAUAUCUCACGUCUACAGCAUAGGACGCACUACUGAAGGCAGAGAUUUACUGGUAAUCGAGUUCAGCAACAAUCCUGGACAGCAUGAGCUACUGGAGCCAGAGAUCAAGCUGGUGGGAAACAUGCAUGGCAAUGAGGUGCUGGGCCGCCAGCUGCUUAUCUACCUGAGCCAGUACCUGUGUUCAGAGUACAAUCUGGGGAACCAACGAAUUCAGACCAUCAUUAACAACACCCGCAUCCAUAUUCUGGCCUCCAUGAACCCGGACGGUUAUGAGUUGGCCGCCUCAGAGGUAGAGGAUAGUAAUGACCCGGAGCUCAACAACCAGGAAGGUCACUUGUUGAAUGGUUGGACCAAUGGUCGGACUAACGCCCAGAACCUUGACCUGAACCGCAACUUUCCGGACCUCACCUCCGUCUUCUACCGGAACCGCCGCAGCAGGCACUACCGCAUUGACCACAUCCCAAUCCCUGAUGCCUACUGGUUCGGGAAGGUGGCACCAGAGACCUACGCAGUGAUGAAGUGGAUCAGGUCAAUACCUUUUGUUCAGUCUGCCAGCCUCCAUGGAGGGGAGCUGGUGGUCUCCUACCCCUUCGACUUCUCUAGACACCCACACGAGGAGAGGAUGUUCUCACCCACCCCAGAUGAACAGGUCUUGAAGCAGCUGGCUCGUACCUAUGCAGAUGCUCAUGUCACCAUGUCAAACAAUGACACAGACCGAUGUGGAGCCUCCUUUUACCGAACUAGGGGCAUUAUCAAUGGGGCUCUGUGGUACAGUUUUGCUGGUGGUAUGUCAGACUUCAACUAUUUGCACACUAACUGUCUGGAGAUCACUGUGGAGCUCGGCUGUGACAAAUUCCCAUCAGAAUCCGAGCUUUACCCAGAAUGGAAGAAUAACAAGGAGGCUUUGCUCACCUUUCUAGAGUCUGUCCAUCGAGGGAUAAAGGGAGUAGUUAAGGAUGUUGACGGCAAUGCGAUAAAAGAUGCCACCAUCUCUGUCAGGGGGAUUAGAAAAGAUGUCACUACAGCUGAAGACGGAGACUACUGGCGGUUGCUGAACCCUGGCACUCACAUCCUGACAGCCACAGCCAAAGGUUACUCCAGGGUCAGCAAGAGGGUUCAUCUGCCUCACCAUAUGAACAAGGCUGGACGUGUUGACUUUGUCUUGGAGAGGGUUCCUGUGGAGCCUGAUUUCGAUGACCACCUCUUCCCUACAAUAGACACGUGGGAUCGUUUCGACCCAUACAACCAGUUUGAGCGCUAUGGUGAACCAAUCAUAACUGAGGGAGGGAUAGAGCGUGAGGAGAAACCCUGGUGGUGGAACUACUUCUCCCAGUCUGGCAUCUCACCUCCAAAUUGGCUGCUGCGAACUGUCUAGAUGCAUUUGAGGACAAUAAAGAUCCCAUUGUUCCACUGCCGAGGGAGAUUGGUGAUGACGGCCCCGCAUCCAGCCCCAGAGGUGCUCUCAGACCUGCACUUUGUAGCAGGAGCUGUGGCACUGAAAUCAGCAGUACCUAAAAAAGUUUCAGUGCAGAUGUAAAUAGGCUUUAUUUCCCCCAGGGAACAAAUUUAAUUGCAGCCUGUAAGUGGAAUUUUUAGCCAAUAUUGCUUUGCA